AUGAAGCACCUCGCCGCUUACCUCCUCCUUACCCUCGGUGGUAACGAGUCCCCCUCCGCCAAGGACAUCACCGGCGUCCUCUCCGCCGUCGGCAUCGAGGCCGAUGAGGAGCGCGUCAAGACCCUCCUCUCCGAGCUCAAGGGCAAGGACAUCAACGAGCUGAUCGCCGAGGGCUCCAGCAAGCUCGCCUCCGUCCCCUCGGGCGGUGCUGGUGGCGCUGCCGCCGCUGGUGGUGCCGCCGCCGCUGGUGGUGCUGCCGACGCUCCCGCCGCCGAGGAGAAGGAGGAGGAGAAGGAGGAGUCCGACGAGGACAUGGGUUUCGGUCUGUUCGACUAA
Cordyceps fumosorosea ARSEF 2679 is the source of this 336-nucleotide messenger RNA. RefSeq names its product Ribosomal protein 60S. The coding region runs from base 1 to 336 and encodes 111 amino acids. Gene Ontology annotation, biological process: cytoplasmic translational elongation. Gene Ontology annotation, molecular function: structural constituent of ribosome. The transcript is spliced from 2 exons. The record is from RefSeq and is a predicted model, not a curated record. Lineage: Eukaryota; Fungi; Ascomycota; Sordariomycetes; Hypocreales; Cordycipitaceae. Gene Ontology annotation, cellular component: ribosome; cytosolic large ribosomal subunit.